CGUAAGUUAAUCAGACUUGUUCACCGCCAGAAAAAUGCCAGACAACGCAACAGAUACGGAAUUCAACGCCGACGAGCUGGAGGCGCCCUCUUGGCUGAACGCCCAGUUCAUACAGAAGGUUCUCAGCGAAUCGGAGAAAUCACCGGAAUUGGUGGUCACCGAUCUAAAAAUUACUCCGGCCAGUGCCCAGGGCGAUCAUUAUGCCAGUGUUAUGUUCCGGACCACGGCGGAGUACACCACCUCAAAGGGAACCUUCACCAAGCCGCUGAUUCUUAAGACAAUGCCCGAGGCGGAGGGCCACAAAAAGGAUAUGCUCUCCGAGUCGCAUUUGUUUUCAACGGAGAUUGGAAUGUACACCAAGGUCCUGCCUGAAUUCGAGAGGAUAUUGCGAAAGGCGGGUGAUAAUACCAAGCUGUAUGUGCCCUGCAUUUAUCACAGUUUGGAGCCGCGUCAGGUGAUGAUCUUCGAGGAUCUGGUGCCGCAGGGCUACUCUGUGAUUCGAGGUCGUCCAGUCACGGAGGAGGAACUGAGUUUCGUCUUCACCAAGCUGGCUAAAUGGCAUGCAGUCAGCAUGAAGGUCAUGAAUGAGCAACCUGAGUUCCUAAAGGAGUUCAAGUAUGGUCUAAUUGAGAUGCCCACUCUUAUGAAGGACCCCAUGGUGACCACUGGAAUGGCUAACUUUGUUAAUUUCCUGGACAAGACACCGGAACUCAGCAAGUACAAGCCGUACUUCGAGAAGAUUAAAGAUAGCUGCCUUGACAAAAUGGCGAAUGUUAUGACGGAGUACCGAACAAACUUCCAACCCGAUGGAUACUACGUGCUUUGUCAUGGGGACUUCCACCUAAGGAACAUGAUGUUCCGGCAUAAUAAGGACACUGCGGCGUACGAGGAUGUAAUGCUGGUAGACUUCCAGAUCUGCAAUCUAUCUCCCAUCACCGUGGACCUCACCUACUCCAUCUAUAUGCUGAUGGAGCCGCAGCAGCGUUGGGAUCUGGGCAAAGAUCUUAUCAAUCAUUACUUCUCUGUUUUGGAGGAAACCCUAAAGAAGGUGGGCUACAAGCCCAAGAUGCCCACGCAGGCAGGUCUUUGGGAACAGAUUCGCCGCCACAAGUACUACGACUUCUUCCUCAUGGCCACCUUUUUGCCCAUGAUGCUAGCCAUCAAGCAAAAUGCUUUGAAAAUGCAUGACAUUAUUCAGGUUCCGGAAACCAGAGAGAAAUCCUACUUUUUCGAUUUUUACGUGGAAGACAUCAAGCAUCUUCUGCGAAAAUUUGAGGAAUUGGGCUACUUCAAAGAUCUGUAGAUAUGUGUAAGUCCAUAAAUGAAAGACAGUUGAUUAUGUCAAAGGCGGAAAAAGCAGGUUUCUGGCUGAGCCGAUGUUAGCUAAUUGUUUUUUGUACGUGCCCAAAAAAGCUCUUCAUAGUUAUGUUAUCUCUACUAUAAGUAUUUAGGAAUUUGUAGUAUAUAGAUUUAUAUUUUAUAAAAAGUAGUUAAAUUUAUAGGAUACGCUGUAUGUGUUAAUUUUAUAAAUAAAUCAACUCGGCUUUUUGUAAAACGUU
This is a messenger RNA of Drosophila kikkawai, 1559 nucleotides long. RefSeq lists its product as uncharacterized. Lineage: Eukaryota; Metazoa; Arthropoda; Insecta; Diptera; Drosophilidae. The record is from RefSeq and is a predicted model, not a curated record.